AUGGCCCCGCGAAUGGCGAUGCGCAGCUUAGCUGCUCGGAGAUGCACAAACUGUCUCGUCGCCGGACGAUACCCCGGUGGCAGCAUCAGGGGCAUCUCGACGACGUACCUCGACAAGGUGGACGAGGGUGAGAAGCGCUGGAGGGAGCGCGCGGAGAAGAUUCAGAGUGGCGAGCUGCCUCAUGUAUGGGACCUCCUGGCCGAGCGUGGCUAUAUAAAGGACGUGGCAGGAAACCCCGACAAGAUUAAAGAAGUCAUGCGCAUCAAGCGCAUGGGCGCCUACGUCGGAAUCGACCCGACGGCCGACUCGAUGCACCUCGGCCACCUCUUACCCUUCAUGGCCCUCUUCUGGCUCUGGUUCCACGGUCACCCGGCCGUGCUGCUGCUGGGAGGCUCGACGGCCAGGAUCGGCGACCCCACGGACCGUCUGGAGAGCCGCGAGAUUCUGUCCAACGCCGCCAUCAGCAAGAAUAUCACAAAGCUUCACUUCCAAUUAUCGCGCCUGUGGACGAACGUCGUCCACCUGCGCGACAAGUACGGCUACCAGGACGAUUGGGCCGCCAAGAAGAACCUGCUCAACAACAACAUGUGGCUGGGAGAAUUCAUGUACCCUCUCCUCCAGGGCUGGGAUUUCUGGCACCUGUACAGCAAGCAGGGCGUGCAGAUGCAGAUUGGCGGGUCCGACCAGUACGGCAACAUCGUGUCAGGCAUCGAGGUGCUCAAGACGGUCCGCAGCACCGAGGAGGCACCCCACUUCGCCAUGCCGACGGACUGGAAGAACGAGCCGUUUGGCUUCACGGUGCCGCUCCUGACGGACUCCUCGGGCGCCAAGUUUGGCAAGAGCGCCGGCAACGCCAUGUGGCUGGACGAGUACAAGACGUCGCCCUUUGACCUGUACGGGUACUUUAUGCGCCGGCCGGACGAGGAGCUGGACAAGCUCCUGCGCCUCUUCACCUUCAUGCCCACCUCCCAGAUCGAGCAGAUCAUGGCCGAGCACCGGGCCGACCCGGCCGCCCGCGUGGCCAACCACCACCUGGCCUUCGAGGUGCUCUCGCUCGUGUACGGGUCCCAGCGCGCGCUGCAGGAGGCCCAGCAGCACCAGUUCCGCUUCGGCGGGAAGCUGCCCCGCAUCGUCAAGGAGCCCGUUGCCGAGACGGGCAUCGUGACGCCCAACACCGCCCCCCGCGCCGAUAUCAAGCUACCCCGCUCCGUCAUCGACAUGUCCCCCGCCAAGAUCCUCUUCGCCUGCGGCCUCGCCUCGAGCGCCAGCGACGGCCAGCGCCUCGUUGCCAAGCAGGGUGCCUACGUCGCCGGUCAGCCCGGUCAGGACCGCGGCCUCGUCCCCGGAAACCUGUCCUGGACGCCCAUGAAGAUGUGGUUCCCCGGUGACACGGCCAAGUUUGUCAUUGACGAGAAGAUCCUCAUCCUGCGCAAGGGCAAGCACAACGUCCGCAUAAUCGAGCUCGUCACCGACGAGGAGUGGAACGAAAGCGGCAACGUCUACCCCGGCCAACCCUUCACCGGCACCCUCCGCCGCGUCGUCCAGAAGAUCAAGGAGGAGGCCGCCGCGAGGGGGGAGGAGCUGACGGAUACCGAGAUUCGCCGUAUGCUCAAGGACUCUCAGGACUCCAAGUCGACUCGUGUCGCCAACAACCCGGGCAUUGAGCUGCCGUCCAAGGCCGAGAUGCGUCAAAAGAAGCAGAAGAGGACUGGAGCUUAA
Geosmithia morbida is the source of this 1719-nucleotide messenger RNA. RefSeq names its product tyrosyl-tRNA synthetase. The record is from RefSeq and is a predicted model, not a curated record. Bases 1 to 1719 code for a protein of 572 amino acids. Lineage: Eukaryota; Fungi; Ascomycota; Sordariomycetes; Hypocreales; Bionectriaceae. The transcript has 3 exons. Gene Ontology annotation, cellular component: mitochondrion; cytosol. Gene Ontology annotation, biological process: tyrosyl-tRNA aminoacylation. Gene Ontology annotation, molecular function: tyrosine-tRNA ligase activity; ATP binding; RNA binding.